This is a messenger RNA of Cordyceps militaris CM01, 1902 nucleotides long. RefSeq names its product beta-calactosidase, putative. Gene Ontology annotation, molecular function: beta-galactosidase activity. Lineage: Eukaryota; Fungi; Ascomycota; Sordariomycetes; Hypocreales; Cordycipitaceae. Gene Ontology annotation, biological process: carbohydrate metabolic process. The transcript has a single exon. Bases 1 to 1902 code for a protein of 633 amino acids. The record is from RefSeq and is a predicted model, not a curated record. Gene Ontology annotation, cellular component: vacuole.
AUGAAGUUCCUCUGGGGAACGUUAGUAGCUCUUUCAGCCCUUUCAGCCACUCUGGCCGCCGAGACCACCCAUGCCCCGGGUAGCUUCAGCUACAACCGUACCGACUUCCUCCUCAAUGGCCAGCCAUUCCAGAUCAUCGGCGGGCAGAUGGACCCCCAGCGCAUUCUGCCCGAGUACUGGACGCACCGGCUCAAGAUGGCGCGCGCUAUGGGGCUCAACACCAUCUUCAGCUACCUCUACUGGAACCUGCACGAGCCGCGGCCCGGCGCCUGGGACUUUUCCGGGCGCAACGACGUGGCGCGCUUCUUCCGCCUGGCACAGCAGGAGGGCCUCCGGGUUGUGCUGCGGCCCGGUCCGUACAUUUGCGGCGAGCGCGACUGGGGCGGCUUCCCGGCAUGGCUGAGCCAGGUCCCGGGCAUGGCGGUGCGCCAGAACAACAGGCCGUUCCUGGACGCGGCCAAGUCCUACAUUGACCGUCUCGGCAAGGAACUGGGCCAGCUGCAGAUCACGCAAGGCGGGCCCAUUUUGAUGGCGCAGCUGGAGAAUGAGUAUGGCAGCUUCGGCACGGACAAGACGUACCUGGCCGCGCUCGCGGCCAUGCUGCGCGAAAACUUUGACGUCUUCCUGUACACCAACGACGGCGGCGGCCAGUCGUACCUCGAGGGCGGGCAGCUGCACGGCGUGCUGGCCGUCAUCGACGGCGACUCGCAGUCCGGCUUCGCCGCGCGCGACAAGUACGUGACGGACCCGACGAGCCUCGGCCCGCAGCUCAACGGCGAGUACUACAUCAGCUGGAUCGACCAGUGGGGGAGCGACUACCCGCACCAGCAAAUCGCCGGCUCGCAGGCCGACGUGGCCAAGGCCGUCGCCGACCUGGACUGGACCCUGGCCGGCGGGUACUCGUUUAGCAUCUACAUGUUCCACGGGGGCACCAACUUUGGCUUCGAAAACGGCGGCAUCCGUGACGACGGCCCGCUCGCCGCCAUGACCACCAGCUACGACUAUGGCGCGCCGCUCGACGAGAGCGGCCGGCCCACAGACGUCUACUUUCGCCUGCGGGACAUGAUCCAGAAGUACGUGCCAAAGGGCAGCAUUCCUAGCGUGCCCGCGAUGCCGGCCCGCGCCGCGGUCCCGGAGUUCCAGCUCCGGCCCGCCGCGGCCCUGUUUGACCUGCAAGGCAGGCCGACGCGGCAGGCCAGCGACCCUGUGAGCAUGGACGCGCUGGGGCAGGCGUAUGGGUACGUGCUGUACCAGCACACCGUGGCCACGGACGUCGCGGGCAACGUCACGAUUGGCGACGGCGCCCGUGACCGGGCCAUCAUCUACGUCAACGGCGUGCGCUCCGGCGUCGUCGACACCAUUUACAAGACGCCGUCUACCGUGAGCGUUACGCUGCGCAAGGGAGACAAGCUGCAGAUCCUGGUCGAGAACCUCGGUCGCGUCGACGUGCGGCAGCGUCUCCGCGAGCAGGUCAAGGGCAUCGUCGGGCACGUGUCGGUCGGCGGCACCGUGCUCACCAACUGGUGCAUGCACUCGAUCCCGCUCGACACACUGCCAGCCGGCCUGGACGGCAAGAAGACGCACGUGGUUCGGCAGAAGGACGGGCCUGUCUUUUACACGGGCUCGUUUGACAUGCCGGCCGGAGCGGCGGCGGACCCGAGCGGCGACACGUUUCUGGCGGUGCCCAAGGGCAUCAAGGGCGUCUUGUGGGUGAAUGGCGUGAACAUGGGACGGUACUGGACGGUUGGGCCGCAGCAGAGCCUGUACGUGCCGGGGAGUAUCUUGAAGGCGAGGAACAAGGUGGUCCUUCUUGAGUUGGAGCCACAGCCGGACGUGAAGCUUUCUGCGCAAGGUAUUCCGGAGAGGAAAUGGUUCAACAAUGCUGACCCCGAUGCGCCGUAA